Tarenaya hassleriana is the source of this 604-nucleotide messenger RNA. RefSeq lists its product as uncharacterized. The record is from RefSeq and is a predicted model, not a curated record. The transcript has a single exon. Bases 238 to 438 code for a protein of 66 amino acids. Lineage: Eukaryota; Viridiplantae; Streptophyta; Magnoliopsida; Brassicales; Cleomaceae.
CCGUGGACGCGGCGGAGAAUUUUAUUUUCAUAAAAAAAAAGACAAUACGACAAAAAAAGGUGCAAAAAACCUAGACAACGCCUUUCACCUCACCGCCUAUAAGAACAUCGUCGAUGCUCAGAUCGAAUAUCCAUCCCAAAUCCACAAAUCAACGAACACCCUUCUGAAGAUUCAGAUAAUCCCAGAAGAAUCCACGAAAAAAUCUUACAGUUUCUUCUCCGGCGAAUCGUUUGUAUAAUGUUGUCGGUGGUGAUCGUUGCUGAGUUACUCGGCGAGUACACGGCGGCUCUCGCCAAAAUCGCCGCGGGACUUCUUCCCCGGCGUCCCGAUCGGCGGUAUGUCAUCCGAAUAGGCGGUGUCUCGCUACCUUGUCCUUCCCCGUCUAGUGCCGGGUCGUCGCCGAUUCCGGACUUCUCCUCUCAUCUCGUCGACUUCUGAUUCGUCAUCGACUUUUUCUUUUCCGUUGUAAUCGAGGGAGAUGGUCGAGAUUUUUCCCAGUGUCUCUCCUUCUCGCUCAGUUUUUUCUUUUUGUGCUGUAAUAUACGGUCUGUAAACUCUAUGCAGAUGAAAGUCAUAAUGAGAUGAUGAGUUUUGGUUUUCUUAA